CCCCAAAAUCUCAACAUUAAUGAAGAUGUCCAGAUAUACUACACAGCUGGUUGUGGCGCUCAGCUUAUGCUUGCUUCUUCUGGGUUUUUCAUACUCUGCCGAGGCAUCUGCAAGACCUAUUACUGGAGCAGCAGCAGCAGCAGCAAGAUUAACACCUAAUAAUGAUCAACAAUGUAACUUUGGUAGUUGUGGUAAUAAUGAUGACUGUCGAGCGAUAUGCCAACCACUUGGUUAUCUUGGAGGCUACUGUAAGAUGAUGGCAUCUUUAUCAAAUGGUGGGGAGAAGAUAGAUGUUAAUCGAUACCAUGUUGCAUAUCCCAGGUGCUGUUGUGUGAUGGAUCUCUAGCUUGGAAUCACUGUAUUGUGUACGUUGUUGAUGUAUCUCUGGUUUUUUCUCUAAUAACUAAAUAAAUGACCUUUUUUCUUCUUAA
Molecule: messenger RNA, 431 nt
Organism: Papaver somniferum (opium poppy)
Lineage: Eukaryota; Viridiplantae; Streptophyta; Magnoliopsida; Ranunculales; Papaveraceae
Exons: 2
Coding region: 20-346 (108 amino acids)
Source: RefSeq, a predicted model, not a curated record